Molecule: messenger RNA, 7881 nt
Organism: Artibeus jamaicensis (Jamaican fruit-eating bat)
Lineage: Eukaryota; Metazoa; Chordata; Mammalia; Chiroptera; Phyllostomidae
Gene: FAM120C
Product: family with sequence similarity 120C
Exons: 16
Coding region: 1-3294 (1097 amino acids)
Cellular component (GO): nucleus
Source: RefSeq, a predicted model, not a curated record
AUGGGCGUCCAGGGCUUCCAAGAGUUCCUGGAGAAGCGCUGUCCCGGGGCCGUGGUGCCCGUGGACCUUCUCAAACUCGCGCGCACGGUGUCGCGCCAGCAGCAGCAGUUCCAGCGUCGCCAGCUGCCACCUACAGCAGCCCUAGCGCCCGGGGCUCCACGCGUCGCCAGGGGCUCCGCUCCCCUGCAACCGCCGCUCCCACCCGCUGCUUUGGGUGCCUACUCCGGGGGCGCGGGGCCGACUCGGCACCAUCACCCUGCUCACCAUUUCCACCACCUCGGCCAGGGGCAUUCCGGCCUGCACCCGCCGCCGCCACCGCCACCCCCGCCACCCCCCCAGAUUCCCGGGGCCCGGGUGCUGGUAGAUGCGGGCUCGGCGCUGCCGCGGCUUUAUGGCGGCUACCAGACUGAUUGGGUGUGUGGCGGCCAGUGGAACGCCAUGCUGGGCUAUUUGUCAGCGCUAUGCCAGGCUUGUGCCUGUUCCGGGGGCGACGGCCUGGAGCUGGUGGUCAUGUUCCCCGGGGGCCUGGGCAAGGAACGGCUGGCUGAGUGGGGCCGUCGGUGCCAGACUGAGCGGCAGACGGCGCAGCUGAUCGUGGGACACGUGGGCAACAAGGGCACCCCUCCUCCACGGGCCUGGUUCCUGCCACCGGCCUGCCUGAGCCACUGCGUGAGGCUAGCACUCAUCCGCUUCCGGGUCAAGGUCUUUCAGAGCCUCGAAGACCACCAUUUGGAAGUGGUGGCUUUUUUCAGGGAAAAUGGCUUCCAUGGCCUUCUUGCCCAUGACUCCGAGUAUGCUCUCUACAAUAUUCCAUUUUACUACAGUUCCCAUGCUCUGAAGCUGAGCUGGAAUGGGAAGAACCUCACCACCAACCAGUUCCUGAUACAGGAGGUGGCCAAGCAGCUGGGCCUGAAGCGGGUGAAUUUUCCCAUAUUUGCUGCGCUGCUAGGUAACCACAUUCUCCCAGAUGAGGACCUGGCUGCUUUUCACUGGAGCCUCUUGGGACCAGAACAUCCCCUUGCAUCACUUAAGGUCCGAGCUCAUCAGCUGGUUCUUCCUCCUUGUGAUGUGGUGAUCAAGGCUGUUUCUGAGUAUGUUAGUUCCAUCAAAGACCCCUCUAACCUGGAUGUGGUUGGGAAGGAUGUUUUCAAACAGUCUCAGUCCAGGACGGAAGAUAAAAUAGAGCGAUUCAAGAAAGCAGUUGAGUACUAUUCAGUCACAACCAAACUCCCUUCGCUGCCAGUGGGUUCCUCCUCCUUUCUAGAUUUUCAUAAUAAUCGGAUUGCAAAUCCUCCUCAUCCACGAAGUCAAAUGUGCGCUAUUUCUGCUGGGAAGCCAAUGUUUGCUCACCAUGUGCCCCAGAAAAUGAAAUAUCCACCACCAUUCCCACUGGGACCCAACUCCUCCCUUCUCUUCUCCCCUCAUGCUUUGGGGGAGCCCCAUGGUUUUUCUGAGGAUCCCAUGCUGCAAGACAGCCCCUUUGCCAAUUGGGCUGUGUCUUAUGACUCCUCAUCACAGUUUCCCAAUUACCUGACUUCCAAAGCCUCACCUCCUCUGGGACCAGACUCUUCUCACUCUUCUUCCUCUGAUGGUGAUGAGCCAAAUGGAGUCAGUUCUGAUCACUUCACAGAAACGUUUCAGCAGCAGCCUAGGUGGGAGGAUCCAAAUGGUGACAGAAGGUCUUGGGUACAGCCCAUUGUUGCUGGAGUUUCAGAUGCUACCCUCGGUGAUGGUGAACCCCACAUCCCAUCUCUUCUUUCUAUGUCUACAAGGAACCACAUGGAUGUCACCAUUCCGCCCUUACCUCCAGUACCUCCAGAAGUCUUGAGGGUCGCUGAACACAGACACCGAAGAGGUCUUAUGUACCCAUAUAUCUACCAUGUCCUCACUAAGGGUGAGAUUAAGAUCCCUGUUUGUAUUGAGGAUGAGUGUAACAUGGAGCUGCCUCCAGCUGCUCUCCUGUUCCGGUCAGCUCGUCAGUAUGUAUAUGGGGUCCUUUUCAGUCUGGCAGAGACACAGCGGAAAAUGGAACGCCUGGCCAUACAGCGACAGCUACCUGUGGAAGUUCCUUCAGUGAUCCUUAAAGAAUGGUCUGCCUAUAAAGGGAAGUCACCUCAAACACCUGAGCUGGUGCCUGCGCUGACAUUUCGGGAAUGGACUUGCCCAAACCUCAAGAAGCUUUGGUUAGGCAAAGCAGUUGAGGACAAGAACAGAAGGAUGAGGGCCUUCCUGGCCUGUAUGAAGUCAGAUACACCCAGUAUGCUCAAUCCAGCCAAUGUCCCCACCCAUCUGCUGCUCAUGUGCUGUGUACUCCGGUACAUGGUUCAAUGGCCUGGUGGUCGAAUCCUGCAUCGCCAUGAGCUAGACACCUUCCUUGCACAGGCAGUAUCUUCCCAGCUUUAUGAACCAAAUCAACUUCAAGAACUCAAGAUUGAGAAACUGGAUGCUCGAGGGAUCCAGCUUGCUGCCCUCUUCAUGAGUGGGGUUGACACAGCUCUGUUUGCUAAUGAUGCCUGUGGCCAGCCAGUCCCUUGGGAGCACUGCUGCCCCUGGAUUUACUUCGAUGGCAAGCUAUUUCAGAGCAAGCUAAUUAAAGCAGGCCGAGAUCGAGUAUCCCUGAUUGAGCUCUGUGAUGGCCAGGCUGACCUGGCAACCAAAGUGGAAAAGAUGAGACAGAGUAUCCUUGAAGGAGUCAACAUGAACUAUCCACCACCUUCUGCUCUCCUGCCGUCACCUACUUUUGUGGCUCCCAUGGUGCCCUCUCUCUAUCCUGUUCCACUGUAUUCCCGAGCUGUGGGCUCGAUGCCACUUCCCCCUCAAGGAAGGAACCGAGGGUUUGCAGGCCUCCAUCCAAUCCCACCCCAAGGAGGAAAACUGGAGAUUGCUGGGAUGGUUGUGGGGCAGUGGGCUGGCAGCAGAUCCUCCAGGGGCCGAGGCUCCUUUGGCAUGCAAGUGGUUUCUAUUGGUGGGCCAGGAAGAGGGUAUGGAAAAGAACAGACUGGUAGAGGACCCAAAGGACCUAAAAAAGGAAAUAAACAAGGCAUUUCAGAUGGAGUUUCUAAGUCCCUGGAGCCUCAUCAAAGCCACUCUUGCUCACAGGUAAAUGGAAACAGUGGCGCAUUGAUCAAGGAAGAGAAGAGUGAAAAUCAUCUUCCCACUCCAUCACUGUGUGCCUUAUCCAGAGACAGCAGCGUGUGUAAUAAUGUUAACCGCUACUUCCCUGUGAAGAAUGAGGAGAAGAGCCACUUGGCAGAGCAAAAGCUGGAAACUGUAGCACAACAAAAAGAGGAAUAAGCUGCAAAUGGAUUUACCUGAUCAGGAAGAAGGGAAAACAUAUACUUAUCUGAUUUUAGGCCCAAGUUAGAGGAGGACAUAAAUGUUUACCCCAGAUUUAGCCAGGAUUUUCUUGGAAUGUUGUAUUUUAUCCAUCUUUUUCCCUUCCCUGUCUUUUUUGGGGCCUCCAGACCUAGCAGAUUGCUUCUGGGGAAGAUCUGGUCAAAAAGGAAUGGCAACAAGACUGGCUCCUUUGUCACGUUUAAUGUUAAACACCAGUAUUCUGUUUACCUCCCCUGGAAGCCUAGUAAGGUAGCAACUGUAAGAAAUUGGUGUCAUCACAUACGGCCCUAUGUGAAAAGUUCCACCUUUGGUUUUGUGAGUCUUCAUCAUGAUUCCUAUUUAUGAAACCCAUGGGGUAGUAGAGACAGCUGCCUAUGGCUUCCUAACUUGUCUUUUGCUCUAUGUAGUAGUGGGGCCUGUGUCUAUAAUCAGUACCCACCUCCUCACUCUUUCUCCACUCACCAACCCCAGGAGUUUAUACCAUUGCCUCUGGCGUUGGCCUGACAAUCAGAUAGGUAGAUGUUUUCAGAAAAGUGAAAUAGUGUUGGUUAUUUUAUUUCAUUUCUUUGUUUUUAUUUUAUACAGUUAAAAAAAACAAAAACAAAAACAAAAACUACCAAUGGCCUUUGUACUAGGGGAUUCAAGUGAGUCAGAAAAGUACUGGGCAGAUUUUUCCUGCCUCUGAACUAGUGCAUUGUUUGUAAAAUAGAAGAUGCGGUGCAGUUUGCCCACUCCCUGCUGCCCACACCCUGAAAGGGUGAGAAUCAGUGUAAUGAAACUGAGUACGAAAGGGAACUCAAAAGAGUGUGUGUGUGCACGCACGCGUGCCUUUGUGUAUGGGUGUGUGCGUGGAUGUAUAUAUGAAUGCAUGUACCUAUAUGCAUACACAUACCCUUUAUAUAAAGAGACAGAUCUAUUUAUCUAUGCGUAUUUUAUAUAUAAAUAUAUGUAUAUGUGUGUAUAUAUCUAUAUAUCUACAUGUAGAUAUAUAGAUAUAUUCAUGCAUGCAUACAUACAUACGUGGUGAUGUCCCAAAGGAUUUACCGAAUUUACCAGAAACGCUUCCACUGCUAUGGAGUGGUGGGUUUCAAAAGACCACACUUUAAAAUUUUUACUGAGUCAUAGCCCAUCACAAUUAUGAGAACAUGGGCUUUUCUAAAACAGACAAAAAGUACUUUCCAGAGAUGGCCUGUUCAGAACAACAAACGUUUGGCUUGUCACAAGCUUAAUAUUGAACCGAGACCUCACAUCCCAUAUGGUGAGAACAGGAGGUUGGAAUGGGAUUGGGAAGAUUUGGGCAUUUUGUUAUGAAGGAGAAGCCUGGAUCGUAGAGAGAAGGAGUGGGAGGUAAUGACCAGGACUUGCAGCCAAUUUGGAGGGAGUGUCACCUGGAACUCCAGGAUCAAACUGCCCUCAGGCUAGAAUUGAUUGCCCUGAAUACCUGAAGAAGAGAGGACUAGCAUUGGAGAGAAGAGGUAGGGAAGGAAGUGUAAGGAAAUCCACAAUUUGAUUUUACAUGCCUAGAUUGUUUCACUUGUUCACAUUUUGACUAUUGGAUCUUUUCGUUCGCUUUGCAAGGAAGACUUCAGAGGACUCUGGCCUGGACCUUAGGGGGUAUUCUGUAAAAGGUUCCUAGGACUAAGAGACUAUAUUCCUCCUUGACAGAGAUACUCUUGAGAUGACCUUGCAUUUCCAGUUUCCGUCUUCAGGGUCUCAGUCUGAGAGAUGGGAACACAGCUUGCAACAUAUUAGCAUUAUGUCUUCAUUCAAGAAUUGAGGCUUUCAGCCUCACGCACCUCCUUUGGGCUUUGUGAUAUUCUUGCCCAAGCAGUAUCGUUUUUACAGGAAUUCACCUAACUAAAUUUCUAGCAGGGUUCUCUGUCUUUUUUAAAAAAAACCCAUGCACUUUAACCCACUGCAGGUCUCUGGUGAUUUCUUUCCAGACAACCAGAAGGCCAUUUGUUCAUUGCCCACUUACAAAUCAUGUAUCAUGAGAGAUUGAAAACAGUCUCAGACUGUUUAAUCCUAGUCUGGCCCAGUUUAAGAGAACCUUCAAUUUUCAGGGGUGAGGGAGCCCUAGAAUGCCUCUCCCCCGGGCAAGACAUUUCCUACACAAACCAAAGCAGGGUGACAGGAGUGCACACCUAGCCAGAUAUAACCAGGAGCAACGUGUACAAAAACCUCCUCUUUGGAUCGGCUCUCUAGUUUGGCCCCCCCCUGUUCUCUUGGACCUGCCCAACCUUUCACACCAUCUUGGGGGUUAGAACUGCUGUACCCAGCAAGAGAGGGAUUUAGUAGUGAACUUAGAUGGCUUGGAAAUUUCUUUCUGGAGCCACAGAGGGAGGAAUCCUUAGGAGCUCGAAAAGUAAGCCAGUCACUGAGCUGUGUUAAAUCUAUCUAGAUCUCCAUUUUCUUAUAUGGACUACUUGGAGUUGUAUGGAAAAGUAUUUUCUUCAUUUGCUGUUUCUGUGCAUCUUGAAUCUAUUUGCUACAAUCAAGUGACAGUAUUGUUAAGUCUCACAGCAUUAAGAAGAUUUCUUAUUUUGUAGACAUUCACUGUGAGAAGUACAAUUGCUGCUUUGACAGGGAUGAUUCCAGUUUGUCAAAAGGCUUGCUUUUCUCCCUUCCACAAACCUCCACUUUCUCCUAGACUGGCCCAGGGUGAAACAAGUGGUUCGCUUCCAACCUUGAUUUUUAUUUAGAUUCAGCAUUUCGGGUUUGGAGGAUUAUAAAAAAGAACCAUAAAGGGCCAUGUUCAUAUAUUUUAAUUUAUCUGCCAAAAUACACAAUUUAGAAGCUAAAAAGACUGAGGUGUUCAUUACUGGGACAGGAAUAUUUUUUUAACUGGAGGACAAAUUGGUGAAGGCAGAUCUGAGCUUUGCUCUGAGUACCACUUGAAGAGACUGUCAUCCUUCACUUGAGGUUCCAUUUCUGAUGAUGAUGUGGCCUCUCUCAAAGAAAGUCACAUAGGAACCUGAGACAUGACCCUUUUACCUUGUAGGGCCACAAGCAAAAGCCCCCUGAUUGUAUAUAGAUGCUGAUCCCCAAGGAUUUGCAGUUCCUAAUUUCUGCUGGUGUGCCUUGGGAUCAGCUGUGACUCCCACCCUUAUUCAGUGGCCAGUCUGGUCUGGACCAGGUCUGGCAAACUUCCGCUCAGUUGCAUCAUAUCAUUCUGAGCCAGUAAGACUUCGAGUAGACUUUAAAGCCCAAGAAAUGGCACUUGCGUUAUCGAGUGACAUGUAAUUUUUAUCUCUAUCUGGAUUUUCUGGCAUUGUUGGCCAAGUCACGUUAACUUUUUUUGGUCACUGAGAAAAACAGCCAGACAAGGCAUUGGGGAGGAUAGUUAAGGUGGGGAGAAGAGGAAUACUUAGGUAGAGUAGACAGAAUGUGGAAGUCACUGCUUGGUUAUAGUGAUCCAGUCCAUUCGAACCAUAGAAGGCUCCAGGUGGGCAUAUCAGUGCUACCCUUUGAGCCUCUACGACCCUCCCCUCCUUUGAAAUGACAAUACAGGUAGACCACAUUUUAAAGUAGUUAAUGUAAUUCUACUAAGAUUUAAUCAUGAUACUUAUUCACUUCCUGAUGCAUAUUUCCUAAAUAUGCAUGGGGUGUGGGGGUAGGGGGUAAGUUUUCACUGUUCCAUGAUGUCACCCUAUAUUUUUCUCCCUCUUGUGACUUUGGCAUUUUCUUUUGACUUUCUAUUUUCUUUUCCCUUGGCUUAUUGCAGUAGUCUGCUGGUGUAGGUAGAGCUCAGUGUACCUAUUCCCCUGUUACUGAUAAUUAUCUUCAGUAUUGCCAGAGGCGGUUUUGGUGUUCUAAGAAAGUAACUUCAUUUUUCACAAAAUCAUCGUUACCAAGUUAAAAGCAAAAUAAAAUAAUUCCUUGUGCUAGGGCGCCCAUUUCAGGCUUUGACAUUGCCCUUGUACUUUUAUAGAUGCUUUUUGCCCGUGUUGGUAGUAACUAAUGAGUAGUGAAUUUUCAUGUAAGUGACACAAAUCAAAUAUUUCAGAUUUUAUUAAUCUCAUAACCCUGCCAAAUCUGAUGACUUCAAUGAUUUCCCACAAGACAGUUCCCCUCUCAUCUAUUAUUUGAUUCUAUUUUUAGAAUAACAUACUAGGUAAAGAAACUUUAACUGCAAGGAGUUAAUGGGUUUUUUUUUGUGUGAUCCCUGAUAAAUGAUGUUAUUGUCAAAAGUAACAAAUUCUUUCAUUGUUUUUUCCUGUGUUAAUAUCUCCUUUGUGCUCUUGACAGUGUGUUUAGUGGAUGGAUAAUAUGUAUCUCUCUUUCCCACUCCCAGAUUCCAAAUUCCCUGCCUUUUUGGCCCACCUCACAACAAAAGCUCCAUAGUUGUUUAAUGUAAGUUUGAAUGGAUGCUUCUUAGGGGAAACUGCAGCAGUUAAAUGGAAAUGUUUCAGAAAGGAAUGAAAAUGUCUCAGGAGUUGUUCUGUGAUGGAAAUUGGUUUGUCAUUCUGUUAAUGUGAUGGAAAGAAACUUACAGUGCUUAAGAAAAGUUUAUUCUUUUAUUCAGUAAAAAAAUUGUUAAAUAAU